Labeo rohita (rohu) is the source of this 2097-nucleotide messenger RNA. RefSeq names its product beta-1,3-galactosyl-O-glycosyl-glycoprotein beta-1,6-N-acetylglucosaminyltransferase 3-like. The record is from RefSeq and is a predicted model, not a curated record. The coding region runs from base 487 to 1779 and encodes 430 amino acids. The transcript has 3 exons. Gene Ontology annotation, cellular component: membrane. NCBI's taxonomy places the organism in Eukaryota, Metazoa, Chordata, Actinopteri, Cypriniformes, Cyprinidae. Gene Ontology annotation, molecular function: acetylglucosaminyltransferase activity.
UCUCCCACCACUGUGAUACGCUGACGAAAAUGUGCAGUCACUUCUGUAUGCGUACUGUUUUUUCACUUUUACUUUUGCUUUCUAAUUUAAUAUUUUUUAGCAGGGAAGGGAAGAGGAGAGAAAUAGGGAGCAAGGGCUACAAGCGCCAAACCCUGUUAGAGCCUAUUCCACUAGGAGCUUAACUUCUUUUAGGGAUCUAUAUAAGGGUGCGUCUUUGUAAAAUAUUUUUUGAUACAACAGCUGGGCUUCCCUGCACACAUUUAUGGAUUUAAAUUCAACCCCAGGAAAUGUGUAGUUUGAUGUAGCGAGUAUACUUCUUAGGUGGUCUGAGGAUACGUCAUAGUGUUUUUCCAUCUUUGGUGUCCAAAAACGGAAUAUUUUUUUUAACGAUAUUACUUGCUUACAUGAUUAUCGGGUAAUCACAUCUUCUAGCUUUACUCUCUUGGCAGUUUUUUUCUGGAAAGCUAUAACCUUAAAGACCUAAAAAUGAGGCUUAAAAAUCAGAGGAUUCUAAAAAUGAUCUCAAUCCUAUCAGUGACCCUGUUGUUGCUAAAUUGUCUAGGACGAAGGACAAACUGUCCUCAUAAGGAAGAGCUGGACUUGAAUCACUUACUAAAGCAAGACGUUGGAGAACUACAAGCUUGUUCUGCUAUUAUCCAUGGAGACAUGGAUGGAGUUGACAAGGAGGUUUUCAGAAAGAUUCUGGCCUCUAAAAAAAGAAAAUCUCUGCUUUCCGAGUCAUUCUACCUCAACGCAACCGAGGAUUGUCCAUCCUACAUUAAAGACAGAGGAUUUCUGACGUUUUUUCUCAGUAAAGAGGAGAAAGAUUUUCCCAUUGCUUACUCCAUGGUGAUCCAUGAGAAGAUCGAGAUGUUUGAAAGGCUCUUGAGAGCCAUUUACGCUCCUCACAACGUGUACUGUGUUCAUGUGGACCAGAAGUCUCCCGAGAUCUUUAAAGAAGCAGUAAGAGCCAUCACGUCCUGCCUGACCAACGUGUUUGUGGCCAGCAAACUGGAGAGUGUGAUCUACGCCUCCUGGUCUCGAGUUCAAGCGGACAUCAACUGCAUGAAGGAUCUGCUGAAGUCACCUGUUCAGUGGAGGUAUCUGCUCAACACCUGUGGCACUGAUUUUCCAAUUAAAACCAAUGCAGAAAUGGUCCAGUCUCUAAAAUGCCUAAACGGAAAGAACAGUUUGGAGUCUGAGAUUGUAGAAGCCAAAAACUGGCGUUGGCAGUAUCAUCACAAUGUUACAAACGUUGUGACUCAGACAGACAUCAAAAAGUCACCUCCACCAAUAAAGACCCCCAUGUUCUCAGGAAAUGCCUACUUUGUGGUUUCAAGAGAGUUUGUGGAGCACAUCUUCAGAAGCAAAGAGAUUCAAAACUUCAUGGAAUGGGAGAAAGACACGUACAGUCCAGAUGAGCACAUGUGGGCUACGUUACAGCGAAUGCCUUCAGUACCAGGAUCCAAUCCUCCAAACAUCAAGUAUGCGCAAUCGGACAUGAACGCAAUUGCUCGUCUGGUGAAGUGGAGCUACCAUGAAGGAGAUCUAAAGAAUGGGGCUCCCUACCCACCAUGCACUGGAAUAUACAGACGGGCAGUGUGUGUCUAUGGAGCUGGGGACUUGAAAUGGAUUGUGAGGCAACACCAUCUUUUGGCAAACAAGUUUGACCCAGAAGUAGAUGAUGUAGCAAUCAAAUGCAUGGAAGCAUUUUUAAGGUACAAAACUAUUUAUGGUCGAUCAUUAGUAAAAGUUCUACAACCAGACAUUAUUUUAUGAUGUUUUUAAUAAUAGGUUCAAAAUCUAUCUGUAUAUUUUUGAAAAUAUUACAGGAAUCUUGUAAUGGAUAUGACUGUACAGUAAGUGUAAUAGAAAGUAUAAUAUAAACAUUUAUGUAUCCUAAGAUGGUCAUAAUAUUAGUAGGAUGGUGGAAACUAACAAAUUUUUGUACAUAUAUAUAUUUUUAGACAUGAUCAGAAAUGAUCAACCAAUAAUUACUUGCGUGAUCAGUGUGUGAUAUUGUGCUAUGACAUAAAAAAUGAACAUUUAUGUAAAUACAUAAUGUAUCUAUAAAAAUAAAAAUAGAAUAUGAUUUUA